Molecule: messenger RNA, 1017 nt
Organism: Mytilinidion resinicola
Lineage: Eukaryota; Fungi; Ascomycota; Dothideomycetes; Mytilinidiales; Mytilinidiaceae
Exons: 2
Coding region: 310-834 (174 amino acids)
Source: RefSeq, a predicted model, not a curated record
UCUGACACAUGGUGCUGCUCGUCACACUUUCUAUUCGCGCCGAAAUGCAUGUCUCGAACGGUUGCUAGCUGCUUUCAUAUGCAAUGAUAUCUCCAAAUUGACACCCGGCGCCAUGGGAGAGUUACAGUCCGGAUGCAGCCGUCAUCAUUACAAGUCCAUCUGCAAGGGUACAAAGGUAGCUACGCGGUAGAUAUGUGGGACCAAUCGCGCUCUUCCUUUUACUCACAUCAACUGAACUCGCUGUAUCAAACAAGUUGACAUAUUAUACUACUCCUUCAGCUUCUCAACCGACUUCAUCAGACCGCAACGAUGGGCCACCCAGCACACCCCGCGACCGUCCACUUCCCCAUUACCUUCACAGUCCUCAGUGGCCUCCUCGAUCUUUUCUACGCGGCCGCGACCAACUCUACCACAGGCCCGCUUAUCCUCUCAGCCCUAAAGAAGGCCGACGUCAACAUCUACCUCGCAACCAUUCCAAUCCUCUCAUAUUACACCAACAUACUCGCUAUAAUCACCGCAAUUCCCUCCAUCGUCACCGGCAUUGCACAGCUGAUGCCGCUAAUCAAACGCAAUGGAGUGAAGACCUCAAAAGCUUUGACUGGAAUCGCGCACGCUGCACUGAACGACCUCGUUGUUUUUGGGAAUGUGUACAAUGCGUGGACGAGGCGCACUGCUACCGAUUACAGGCCCGAACCGCUGAACACCGUUAUUAGUGGAGCUGUGGCAUUGCCUAUGGUCUGUCUUUCAGCGUACCUUGGAGCAAACCUGGUGUACAAGUACGGAAUGGGUGUCGGAGGACCCACUGGAGAUAGCAAGUUGAAGAAAGUGCAGUAGGGCUUUGGACAGUGGACCGAGACGCUCCGUGUGGUUCCCAUUGUACCGGGGCAUUAGCACGUAUGCAAAUGUCUACUUGUUUGAGGUACUUCAGUGUAUUCUUAAGGCAUCAAACGAGCUGUAGGUCCAUGAUGAGCGAAAGUGGGGAUGCGCUGGGGCUCUAAGCCCCAUUGAAGAUCGGGU